AUGGUGGAUCACGCUGGUGGUGCUGCUCGCAUUCGAGCAUCCGCAUCCUCCGCGCACGCGGCCUUCAGACGACAUUUAUUGCAGUUGGCCCGCGGCGGCCCUAGACCCGGCUGUGGGCUGGCGCAGGAGAUCGUCGCCGUGGUCCCAAGUCUAGAAAGACGCCACGCAAACCCUUGGCCCAGCACCACCACGCUGCCUCCGCUCCUACUGCCAAACACGCGAACCGCUUGGCGCACGAGUCCAAUCGUCGCCGCCGACCGCACUCCCACCUGUCGCCUGACCUCUGUCCUCACCGAGUCGCAGACGCCGAAUGGGAAUGACCUCCCGCAGGGUUCGUCCAGGUCAGCAGCCGCAGGAGUCAGAAGGAUUCCUGCUGCACCACCAACGCCCUGCUCUGUACCUGCGAGUGAGCGCCCGACGACACCGGUUUGCACGUAUCGGACUGCGAAAGACCAGCGGUACAACCUGACAGUGAGCAAAGCUGAAAACUGA
Messenger RNA from Zasmidium cellare ATCC 36951, 492 nucleotides. RefSeq lists its product as uncharacterized. The transcript is spliced from 2 exons. The record is from RefSeq and is a predicted model, not a curated record. Bases 1 to 492 code for a protein of 163 amino acids. NCBI's taxonomy places the organism in Eukaryota, Fungi, Ascomycota, Dothideomycetes, Mycosphaerellales, Mycosphaerellaceae.